This is a messenger RNA of Astyanax mexicanus (Mexican tetra), 523 nucleotides long. It is a transcript of the gene s100a11, whose product is annotated as S100 calcium binding protein A11. The coding region runs from base 43 to 378 and encodes 111 amino acids. The record is from RefSeq and is a predicted model, not a curated record. Gene Ontology annotation, cellular component: perinuclear region of cytoplasm. Gene Ontology annotation, molecular function: transition metal ion binding; calcium ion binding. The transcript has 3 exons. Lineage: Eukaryota; Metazoa; Chordata; Actinopteri; Characiformes; Acestrorhamphidae.
UGUGCUUUAUGGUGAAGGGAAUAAAAGAGGAGAGAAAGAGAGAUGGAGCACUUCCACAUGUUGCGGGUUUCUAGGCACCACGCAGUCCACUGUAAACAAAACAGUCUUCCUACCAUGGAGUCUGCUAUUAAUGUUCUGGUCAGCCAGUUCAAGACUUAUGCAGGGAAAGACAGCUCUGCACACACCCUCACCAAAGAGGAAUUUCAAAGCCUUGUUGUCAGCCAGCUCCCGAACCUCGUCAAGAAUGCCACUGAUCCAGCUGUGAUUGACCAGCUCAUGGGCUCACUGGAUGAGAACAAUGACGGAGAACUGACGUUCCAGGAGUUCUGGCAGCUGAUUGGCACGCUGGCGAGCAGACACGCCGGCUACAGCAAAUAAAGUUGCAGCAAGACCAUUUGAAAAAUGCCACUGAUGUACAUUGCAGUAGUCAGGUCAAACAGAAGCUUGGGACUUUCUGGUGUUUAGUUAACCAUUCGCUAAAGCAGGUGAUGCGAAAUAAAAGAACCUAUUGUUAUAUUGCCAA